Molecule: messenger RNA, 1203 nt
Organism: Protobothrops mucrosquamatus (brown spotted pit viper)
Lineage: Eukaryota; Metazoa; Chordata; Lepidosauria; Squamata; Viperidae
Gene: ABHD4
Product: abhydrolase domain containing 4
Exons: 7
Coding region: 1-1032 (343 amino acids)
Cellular component (GO): lipid droplet
Molecular function (GO): phosphatidylcholine lysophospholipase A1 activity
Source: RefSeq, a predicted model, not a curated record
AUGGAGGAAGACCUUGAGCCGUCGUCCCAAGGCUGGCUAGGUGGUUGGUUGCCAGCCUGGCGGCCCACAUCUAUGUCUCACCUCAAGAAUGUGGAAGCUCGGAUCCUGCAGUGCCUCCAGAACCGAUUCGUGGCCCGCUACGUGCCUCUCCCGAACCAGGCCAAAAUCUGGACCAUCUCGCUGUCGCCACAAUGGGGCAAGGGUCGUACCCCUUUGGUGAUGGUGCACGGCUUUGGGGGCGGCAUCGGGCUUUGGAUCCUCAACCUGGACUCGCUGAGCCACCGCCGUCCCCUCCAUGCCUUUGAUCUCCUGGGUUUCGGGCGCAGCUCGCGGCCCCCGUUUCCCCAUGACGCCCAAGGGGCCGAGGAAGCAUUUGUGAGCUCCAUCGAGGCCUGGCGCGAGGAGAUGGGCAUCCCCAACAUGAUCUUGCUUGGCCACAGUUUGGGCGGGUUCCUGGCAGCCUCGUACAGCUUGCAGUACCCGGAAAGGGUGAAACAUCUAAUCCUGGUGGAUCCUUGGGGCUUCCCCACACGGCCAUCUGAUCCAGCUCAGGUCCGAACUGCUCCAACUUGGAUCAAGGCUGUAGCGACCGUGUUGGGACGGUCAAACCCUCUGGCUGUCCUCCGAGUUGCAGGACCUUGGGGUCCUGGGCUGGUCCAGCGGUUCCGUCCAGAUUUUAAGCAGAAAUUUGCCAAAUUUUUUGAUGACGAUACCAUCUCUGAAUACAUCUAUCACUGCAAUGCCCAGACACCGAGUGGGGAGGCAGCGUUCAAGGCCAUGACCGAAUCCCUAGGAUGGGCCCGCCGUCCCAUGUUGGAACGCAUCCACAUGAUCCGGCGUGACCUGCCCAUCACCCUCAUCUAUGGAGCCAAUUCCUGGAUUGAUACCAGCACUGGGGAGAAGGUCAGGGACCUACGACCAGGGUGCUACGUUAAUGAUAUGGCCAUCCCUGGAGCCUCCCACCACGUCUACGCUGACCAACCCAGGGCCUUCAACGCUGCAGUGGAACAAAUCUGCAACGCCGUGGACUGACCGCCGAAGCUGGAGUGGAAAAAAUAGUUUCUAUCCUUGCCACCUUAUCGCUCAGCUGCGGGGAAGACGAAGAAGGCACACGCCACUUUCCGUGCCCCCGGGGAGCCGAAACUGAAAUCCCCGUGGAUCUGACUACAGAUGGAUCUCCGGGGAUCUCUACUGUCCAGCCUG